Molecule: messenger RNA, 606 nt
Organism: Telopea speciosissima
Lineage: Eukaryota; Viridiplantae; Streptophyta; Magnoliopsida; Proteales; Proteaceae
Product: thymidine kinase-like
Exons: 5
Coding region: 1-606 (201 amino acids)
Biological process (GO): thymidine metabolic process
Molecular function (GO): ATP binding; thymidine kinase activity
Source: RefSeq, a predicted model, not a curated record
AUGGUAGCUUGGGCCACAACCCAAAUCCUACAACAGUAUAAUGUACAAUACAGCGUUUAUGUGGCACCCACCCUCAAUUUAGGUAGCACCCAUUCUCUAUUAUCUUUUGGAGAGAUCCAUGUCAUCAUCGACCCAAUGUUUGCAGGAAAAACCACGGCUCUCCUCCGUGGCAUCCAGACUGCAAGCAAUAAUGGAAGAAAUGUAGCAGUGAUAAAAUCGAACAAGGAUACAAGAUAUGGAUUGGACUCUGCUGUGACCCAUGAUGGGGUGAAGCUUCCAUGUUUUACCUUGGCUGAUCUAUCAUCAUUGGCAGAAAAAAUUAGAAUCCAAGCUUAUGAAAAUUUUGAACUAGAUGUGAUAAGGAUUGAUGAAGCUCAAUUUUCUGAAGACCUUUAUGAUAUAUGUUGUAAGGCAGCUGCUGAUGAUGGGAAGACAGUAAUUCUUGCAGGCCUUGAUGGUGACUACAUGAGGUGGGAUGUUUUUAUGACUGAUAGUGCCCUUGGAUUUCCAUCAUGUUUUAAUUGCACCUUUCAAUUGGGUUACUUGAAGUUCCAAACUCUAUUUGAUGGGUCUUUAGCUCAAGUUGGUAGAGCACUUGGAACAUAA